Molecule: messenger RNA, 768 nt
Organism: Mytilus californianus (California mussel)
Lineage: Eukaryota; Metazoa; Mollusca; Bivalvia; Mytilida; Mytilidae
Product: coiled-coil domain-containing protein 12-like
Exons: 5
Coding region: 82-552 (156 amino acids)
Cellular component (GO): U2-type spliceosomal complex; post-mRNA release spliceosomal complex
Source: RefSeq, a predicted model, not a curated record
ACUUCCGUUUCCGGUCCUUAGGAUUUAUAUAUUUAUUUCAUUUGUUUGCAAUGCGUUUUGUUUGUGUUUACUUGAAAUAGUAUGACAGACGUCGGGUCAUUAGCUGAGGCAGCUAGAAAAAGGAAAGAAAGACUAAAAAAUCUAAAGGGCAAUCAAAAUACAACAGAAUCUGAAGUUACUGAAUCAGAAUUAUCGGAAAAGUUACCAAAACCAGUUUUUAGAAGCUAUAGACCACAUGAUGAAAACCUGAAAGAAUCAUUAUUGCCGACAACAAAACCUGAAGAUGUGACAGUGAAGGUUAAAGAUCAGCUUGAAGCUACAAAGAUUAAAGAUGUUGUUGAGGAAGUGGAUUUGAUGAAUCUGGCACCUAGAAAACCAGACUGGGAUCUUAAAAGAGACAUUGCAAAGAAGUUAGAAAAAUUGGAGAGAAGAACCCAAAGGGCUAUUGCUGAACUUAUAAGAGACAGAUUACAGAACUCUGAUCAGGAUCUUGCUCUAGUUGUUAAUGCAGGUGAAGCUAUUGCUAGAACUGAAGAAGAUGAAGAUGACUGAUGACUUUGGUGAACAGAAAAUGAUACUUGUUACUGUACUUCAUAAAUGAAGAUAAAUAAUAAGUGUAUUCCAAUUAACUGAACAACUGACUGUAUCUAAAUCAGUUAAUGUGUUAAUACUGUAAAGAUAGACAUUUCUUGUGUAUGGAAAUCCUAAAGAUUACUGGGAUUUAAAGAUGAUGAAUGGAGAGUAAAUAAAAUAUCAAAAUAUGAAAAA